AUGUCUCGAAGCGGGCCUGCAUACUUCGAAUCCUAUCUCGUAUUCCCCAAUACAUCCCGGUUUAUUCUCGACGUAAAUUUGGGUAAUGACUCGGUUACGAUUGCCCAAAAUCAGAUUGAGGCAGGAAUCAAGUACCUUGGAUGGGAUAGGAUAUUCGCAAUACAGCUCGGGAAUGAGCCAGACCACUAUGCAGGAUGGACCUCGGCUGUAUUCACCGCGAAAUUUCUGAAUUGGACUUCCACCCUAACCAAAGCGCUCAAUCUCCCAGCUGGUAUCUUCCAGGCUAAUGGGUUUGCUGAAGACCCCACGAGUUCGGCUCCAAUGACAACUGUCUCAACCAUCAACCAAGGAAUUGACAAAACUGGCGUUAUCAAACUAUUCGAUCAACACACAUAUCAAUAUUCCACGUGUGACCCCGCCCGGAACGCCAAAGCAACGCUUGAGGCCCUUGUGAAUCAUGACAACAUUACCGCGUACCUCGAUUUGUGGAAACCCCAGAUCGCAGCAGCACGGGGGGUGGGGAAGGAGUUUGUCAUUGGCGAAUACAGUUCCAUCUCGUGUUCCGGCAAACAGAAUGUGUCAGAUACGUUUGGGCAAGCAAUGUGGCUCUCAGACACCAUACUGUACGCUGCCUCGUUAAACGUGUCGCGUAUGAGCUCAAAGCAUCAAUGCGAGUAUAUUAAUAAUGAACUUUCACGUAGUCCCGGGUUCUCCUGGUAUGAUUUGUGGUACCCUGUGCAAAGCGAGCGGUACGGGGCGCCUCGCGCUUCGCCAUCGUACGUUGCGUACCUCCUUAUUGCAGAAGCCGUCGGAAAGUCCGGGAGGUCUCGUCUCGCCUUGAUUCGGAUUCUUCUCUUCCGUCGACGCUGGCAGUAUAUGCGAUCUGGGAUCCUAGCUCACGUACCGAUGGCAUCGCGCGCAUAUAAUUCUCAACAUGUCUCUGCGAAGACAGAAUGUUGCUGCGGACGAGGCUUGACCGUUACCGUGGAUGUUAGUAAAUAUCUAAGGAGAGGCAGUCCCGCCGCUAAGGUUAAACGGAUGACCUCGCCUGGAGUGGAGAGCAAGGAUUCGGGCCGGGUGACUUGGGCAGGCCAGUCAUACUCGGCUGGGGUGCCGGUGGGGACUGAGGUUGUGGAGCGACUAAAUGCGGGGAAGGUCAAUGUUCGUGGAAGCGAAGGUGUGCUGAUCACAUUUUGA
Rhizoctonia solani is the source of this 1197-nucleotide messenger RNA. RefSeq names its product glycoside hydrolase family 79 protein. The transcript has 8 exons. The coding region runs from base 1 to 1197 and encodes 398 amino acids. The record is from RefSeq and is a predicted model, not a curated record. Lineage: Eukaryota; Fungi; Basidiomycota; Agaricomycetes; Cantharellales; Ceratobasidiaceae.